AUGAGAAGAUUAUGUAGAUCAGUCCAAAUAAGGUAUUGCACAUCCAAUGCCUUACAACAGCAACAAAACGCUACUUUCACUCCAGCUCCAGCUGUUGUUCCCAUUCCAAUUCCAGCCGCUCAGACUCCAACUAUUGUUCCCACUCUAACCGCUAAAAAUAGAAGAAUUUUAAUAAACCAAGUUGGUGGCAAAAUCGCUAUCGAAGAAGCAACAAAGUAA
This is a messenger RNA of Entrophospora sp. SA101, 219 nucleotides long. NCBI's taxonomy places the organism in Eukaryota, Fungi, Glomeromycota, Glomeromycetes, Entrophosporales, Entrophosporaceae. The record is from the annotation of a GenBank genome assembly.